AAAAGUAUCAGCAAGCUAGCGACUAUCACGUCUACCACCUACUAAAACACAUUUGGAACAUUUAAAUAAGUUACGUGCCGCAAGCUAGCGGGAGGUCGCAGAAUGGUCGUCUUUGCUUGAUGCCAUUUGGGGAUUCACCUCCAACUGACCCACUGAGUAACGCUGCCACCCGCAGCUGGAUGUGGCAGGUUCGCCAUCAGAUUGCUGAUUGAACGUUCCUUGUGAAACGGCAUCACUGCUUGAUGACCACUGGAUAGUUUUGAACCAUUCCUGAGUCCACCUGCAUCCCAAUUGGACACUUGGGCACAGCAGUUGUUUUAACCAUUUCAACGUGUUUCUGUUCCCCAACAUUGAUUCAUAUAUUUUUGGACAUUUUGGAGACCCCUGGAAAACAACUCCUCUCAGACCAUGCUUUGUCUUUUUUCCCCCAAGGUUUCACUUGAAUAUUGCUGAAUGAUGAAAAAUGCACCAUUUAACUGACAAAUACCACAACAGCAGUGCAGUCACAUGCUCUGCUCACACACACUUUGCCAGUCCAUGAACUUGACUUUUCUGUCUAUAAAGACCAACAAUACCCACUGAGUAAAAAAUCAAUUUUAAAUGCAACUUCCACCGCUUGUUUUCUUUUUUUCCCCCCUGUGAUCCACUGUAACUUUUCUUCAGAGGACUGACCACCUCCGAAAACUGAGCAGCUCUACUCCAACUAAGCCCGCUCACAGACAUGGCUCUGAAUAGUGCCUCAAUACGUGACACAAAAUGGCUGACCCUGGAAGUGUGUCGGCAGUUUCAGAGGGGGACUUGCUCACGUAGUGAUGAAGAGUGCAAAUUUGCCCACCCAUCUAAAAGCUGCCAAGUGGAAAAUGGGAGAGUGAUUGCAUGUUUUGACUCUUUAAAGGGGCGCUGUACACGCGAGAAUUGCAAGUACCUACACCCACCCGCUCACUUGAAGACCCAGCUGGAGAUAAAUGGGCGCAAUAAUCUGAUCCAGCAGAAGACAGCAGCUGCCAUGUUGGCGCAUCAGAUGCAAUUUAUGAUUCCUGGCACCACAAUGCAACCUGUGCAGACCUUUCCUGUAAGCCAAGGUCUAGGCUCCAGUGCAGCUUUUAGCUACACACCAUACCUGACCCCCAUGUCACACAGCAUGGGGCUGGUACCCACAGACAUCCUGCCCAGCACCCCCGUGAUCGUCCCAGGCAGCCCUCCUGUGUCGUUGGCCACUGCCACCUCCACCAAUCAAAAACUGCUGCGAACAGACAAGCUGGAGGUCUGUCGUGAGUUCCAGCGGGGCAACUGUGCUCGCGGAGAGACCGACUGCAGAUUUGCCCACCCAUCUGACAGCCCGAUGAUCGACACCAGUGACAACACAGUCACCGUCUGCAUGGACUACAUCAAGAGCCGUUGCUCCCGGGAGAAGUGCAAGUACUUCCACCCGCCAGCCCAUCUACAGGCGAAGAUCAAGGCAACUCAACACCAGGCCAACCAGACAGCAGUGGCCGUGCAAGCAGCCACAACAUCAGCAGCUAUGACUCAGUCGACUGCCAAAGCAAUGAAGCGACCCCUCGAAGCAACUGUAGACCUGGCAUUUCCCCACAGCGUCCUUCAGCCACUACCAAAAAGAGCGGCACUGGAGAAGAGCAACGUUGCGAACUCCCUAUUUAACCCCAGCGUCUUGCACUACCAGCAGGCACUGGCCAACGCACAGCUCCAACAGCCUACUUUCUUUCCCACAGCAGGGUCAGUCCUGUGCAUGACACCUGCUAGCAGUCUUGUCCCUAUGAUGUACAGUGCUACGCCUGCUACUGUCUCUGCAGCAACAACUCCGGCCACAAGUGUCCCCUACGCAGCAACAGCCCAAGCCAAUCAGAUCAUCCUGAAGUAAGUGCCACAAAAGAACCAGCGCAUGAAGGACCUGCACUCAGAAACCCAAAACUGCCCGCGUGUAAAUACUAUCUUACGUCUCCCAUAGAGGUCCAGCAACCUGCAUGCUAAAAGUGUAACACAUAACUGCAUUUAUUCCAGUGUCAGCUUAACACACAAGCACCAUACUGUAUUUAUUUUUAGAAAAAGUGACUAGAAAAGUCCAUGUUAUUGGUAAUUAUUUGUCAUACACACAGAAUAGAAACACCACAGUGGUUAUUUUAAACGCUUUCUAAUUUUUACACAAUUUCUGUCCUUGGGUAGUCAAGAAAAAAAAAACAAUAUAGUUGAUUUGCACUAUGACAUAUGGUGCACUCUAUUGUAAUGGCAGACAGGAGAUCCUAGAAAACUUGUAAUCACACUGACAGUCACACUUUAAUGGCUGCAAGUGUUUUUUCGCCGUAUGGCGUUCGUGUCGCUCUCCUCAGCAGUAAAAUGUGACAGCUCAUUGGGGUCCCCGCCCAUGCUGUAUUAGCCCCAGAUGCCAUAUUCAAGUGUGACCUGCAUCCUAUCAACCCUGGAAGCAUUUUGCAAAAGUCCGACCUGGAGAAGAUGUUUUUCUUCCAUUUCCCAAAGCUGCUUGGAACACUACCAACAACACAGCGCUGACUUGUGGAGGUGCUGGCUUCUUCAUUCAGGUGGGGGAUGGGAGCCGGGCACAGGCGUUGUGCAGGUCCAGGGGUUGAUGCCGGUUAUUUCCAGACAUACUGCACCAAGCCAUGUUUGUUUGUGUGUGUGUGUGUGUGUGUGUGCACGAGAACAGAUAGUCUGCCGGCAGACAUGGGAGCAUCGUGGAGUUAAUGAUAGUGACAGCAACAACAUCGCAUGGCUUUUUAAGUGCUAAACCAAACGGUGCAUUUGGCAGUACUUAAGACUUGAACUCGGAGUGCGACCCGCAUCUGACCCAACCGUCGCCUCCAAUUUGGUUUCAUCCUGUUGAAGUGCCUAAAAAUGCUCACCUACCACAUCCCCAGUCAAUCACGGCCAGUCAUAAAAAAGCUGGUCUCACCUCUGGUGUUGGGGGGGGGGACUUUUUCUACCAACUGUCCAUUGACAUCACAAGUGUCUUUCUGGAACUCUGACUAGCUUUCAUGACGUACUAUCAGUUUACAAGAGGAGAAUGAGUGAGAAUGGGGGGGACUUGUCAUGUAUAUACAGUAUGUAGUUUACAUUCUGAUUAAGGAAUUGUUUAAAGUUUGUGCUCUGUGUGCUCGUAUGUAUAUCUGGACACCAAGUCCACCUGCACUUCAAGCAAGUCAAGAUCAUGUAAUGUUCUUGUUUUUAAAAAAAUGGCAUAUUUCAUCGUUUAAAAUGUUUUUUUAAAACCCUUUUACUGUUGUUUUAGCCUCAAACAAAUGUUAUUUCACGGUGCUUGACAUUGACAAUCCACAAACCUUAGGUUUCAUUCUCCUUGAUUGUCUUCAUGCAUUUUGUUGUUUUCUUUUCUUACAGGGGGUGUAAAACUUUUUAUUUUGUUGUAAUUUAUGUUUGUAUUAACAUAACUAUGUUGUAAAUACAUUUGAAAUGAAUGUAACUUAUUGAGCUGUGCCACGCCGUGCAUAGUUGGUGAUGUAGAGGUGGAAGCUUCCAUGUCCAUUCUUAGACUGAUGGAAGCUACUGGACCUUUAUGGCCUUCUUGCUAUAAAGCCGGGGGGAUUGUGUUGCAGAAGUGAGAGUAGUAAUAGAGGUGCUUAUGUUGGAGAAAAAAAAUGUGUAUUGUAUAGAUGACAUUUUACCCAAAAAAUAAAGAUGUACUUUUCA
Syngnathoides biaculeatus (alligator pipefish) is the source of this 3678-nucleotide messenger RNA. RefSeq names its product muscleblind-like protein 2a. Lineage: Eukaryota; Metazoa; Chordata; Actinopteri; Syngnathiformes; Syngnathidae. Gene Ontology annotation, molecular function: metal ion binding. Bases 722 to 1879 code for a protein of 385 amino acids. The transcript is spliced from 10 exons. The record is from RefSeq and is a predicted model, not a curated record.